AUGGCCGAGUCCGAGGAGAGUAUCUUGGACACUAACACGGUCAAGAAUAUUGGAAAUAGCGGAUACACAUCAAUUGUCAAAGAAAACUGGACAUGUGGGAUUGUUUGUGCUGUCAUAGUUGCAAUAGUCAUACCUGUAAUCCUCUCUGUUGUGCUGCGGGGAAAGAAAAAGUUGAAGCAAAGAGGAUUUCCAGUUCAGGUUGGUGGCGAGACUGGUUUGGCUAUGCGCAAUGCUAAAUCACUCAAACUAGUUGAGGUCCCAUGGGAAGGGGCCACUACUCUUGCAGCAUUGUUUGAGCAGUCGUGUAAGAAAUAUUCACACCAAAAAUUUCUCGGUACAAGAAAGGUAAUCAGUAAGGAUGUUGUUACAGCUAGUGAUGGGAGAAAAUUCGAGAAGCUUCACUUGGGUGAGUACAAGUGGGAAAGCUAUCGCCAGGCAUUUGAUCGUGCGAGCAAUUUUGCUUCUGGUCUUGUUAAACUGGGACAUGAUGUGGACACCCGUGCCGCCAUUUUUUCUGAAACCCGGGCUGAGUGGCUCAUUGCUUUUCAUGGUUGCUUCCGUCAGAACAUCACAGUUGUUACCAUUUAUGCUUCUUUAGGAGAUGAUGCCUUGAUUCACUCAUUAAAUGAGACUCAAGUGUCAACCCUGAUUUGUGAUUCCAAGCAACUGAAGAAGUUGGCAGCAAUAAGUUCAAAUCUGCCAACCAUUAGACAUGUCAUUUAUUUUGAUGAUGAAGACUCCCCCGAUAGUUCUACUUUUAGCCAAGAGUUUAGUAAAUGGAAAGUUUCUUCAUUUACAGAGGUGGAAAAAAUAGGAAAAACUAAUCCUGCUCCUCCUAAUAUGCCAAUCAAGAAAGAUAUUGCUGUCAUCAUGUACACAAGUGGCAGUACAGGUCUCCCGAAGGGUGUUAUGAUGACUCAUGGCAAUAUUGUAGCCACUGCAGCAGCAGUUAUGACAGUGGUCCCCAGAAUUGGAAGUAAUGAUAUCUAUGUAGCAUACUUGCCUCUUGCUCAUGUGUUUGAAUUAGCUGCUGAGACUGUCAUGUUAACUGCUGGUACAGCUAUUGGAUAUGGCUCAGCUCUGACGUUAACUGACACUUCAAACAAAAUAAAAAAGGGAACUAAGGGUGAUGCUUCUGUGCUGAAGCCUACUUUAAUGGCAGCUGUUCCAGCUAUACUUGACCGUGUUAGAGAGGGAGUUCUAAAAAAGGUGGAAGAAAGAGGGGGUAUGGUAAAGAGACUUUUCAAUUUCGCUUACAAGCGCCGGUUGUCAGCCAUAGAAGGAAGCUGGUUUGGAGCAUGGGGACUAGAAUCCAUGUUGUGGGAUAUAAUUGUCUUUAAGAAAAUAAGGUCUGUACUUGGAGGAGAUAUCCGAUUCAUGCUUUGUGGUGGAGCUCCUUUAUCUGGUGAUACGCAGAGAUUUAUUAACAUUUGCAUGGGUGCCCCAAUUGGUCAAGGAUAUGGGCUGACAGAAUCCUGUGCUGGAGCUGCUUUUUCGGAAUGGGAUGACCCUUCUGUUGGACGUGUUGGUCCUCCUCUCCCUUGUUGCUAUAUCAAGUCCACCAUUAGCAUUCUGGAUUAA
Messenger RNA from Striga hermonthica, 1581 nucleotides. Lineage: Eukaryota; Viridiplantae; Streptophyta; Magnoliopsida; Lamiales; Orobanchaceae. The record is from the annotation of a GenBank genome assembly.